Messenger RNA from Drosophila santomea, 3089 nucleotides. RefSeq names its product myb-like protein AA. The record is from RefSeq and is a predicted model, not a curated record. Bases 1297 to 2640 code for a protein of 447 amino acids. Gene Ontology annotation, cellular component: nucleus; transcription regulator complex. The transcript has 5 exons. Lineage: Eukaryota; Metazoa; Arthropoda; Insecta; Diptera; Drosophilidae. Gene Ontology annotation, biological process: regulation of transcription by RNA polymerase II.
AAAAGUGGCAAGUGGCAAGUGGAAGUACCAAAAUAUGUUGUGUCACUAGUACUAAUCGCAAGUUAGCUGCCCGUUUGGCUGCAGAUUUUCGUCAAAGUUCGCUAUUCGUGUUGGUUUUUGUUGUUUUCGCCUCUCUCGACAGCCCGCUUAGGCAGUGUGUGUAUACAUAUCAGCGCUUGCACACCGACAACAGGGACGGGCGCGUGUAUGAGUGUGGUUAAUUUUGCCGUGUUGCCGAACAUCUGUAUCUGUAUCUGUGGCAGCCAAUAGUUGUGGCAAGGCCCUCGAGCAACUCACAACACAACCCAUAGCAUCAGCAUCCCCAAUAAGUGGCAGCAACUACGCCGCAUGGCAGAGCACCAACGGCCGCAUUUGUUGUUAAUUGAAAUAAAUUGAAAUAAAUUCCCCGACAUUGCUGCUCAUAUUGUUAAUAAAGAGUAGCCGGAGCGACGCACCAGCGAAUCAGAAGCAGUAAACAAAACUGUGAGCAAAAGUGGUUUUAGUUCCAUUCCAGGCGUCCUACGACUUUGUGUGCAAACGACGAAGUAAGAGAACAUCUAAGGAAUGCCGAGCGAAUAAAGUGAAUAACAUUGGUAUCACAAGCAAUUCGUGGCAGUAACGAAAAAGAGCACAGGCGUUUAUUUAUAGUCCACAGUGUGUUCCCAUUAGUGAUUGUGUGACGUGCUGUGCAUUGCAAAUGAGUUCAAGCUGCAGACGAAAAGUAUGAGGCGUCUUACCAAUGCCAAUCCUUGUAUAGUAUAAUUACCUCAACUAUCAGAUCGCUCGCAGAUACACAGUAGCAGCUGAAAUCCCUUGAUCGUCCCAUGAAAUCGUAUGUAAAUACUUUUCCGCCGACUCAGAUUCCCAGAACGCCAGUGUUUACACUAUUCGAUUAUUGUUUAGCUAACAGCCUCUUAUGCGAACUUCAACUUGUAUACAAGUGAAAUACAUACAUUACUUGGCGGUGGAGGUGGGGUUUGGAUUAUUGUGUGGUCUGGUUUAUGCAUAUUUCAUUUGUUCCCUCUAUUCUCCCAGACUCGGUGGAACCCAUGCUCCCAAAAAUCAAAUGUAUUUAACUGUGUGCGUAUGCGAUAACGAAAACAAGUACCACAACUCCUGCUGGGGUCAUUGCACUCAAGGUGCGUGGGUGCGUGAACCAACACUUUUGAACGCCUAAGCACCCACCCAAGAAAGGCGCCGGAAACGCAGCAUCCGGUGACACAGGACAUGCGCAGUGGCCUUUUUGGUAGUUGAAUUUUGGUCAACAGCGUCUGAAAGAGCUGAGAGCGGAGGACCAUGGCCUUUUCCCGUCACAACAUCGAGAAGCGCCGACUCAUCGAGCUCGUGCGACUCAACCCUAUCCUCUGGGACUGCCGCCUGCCGCACUACAAGCGCUCGGACAAGCGAAAGGCCAUCAAAUGGAACGAGCUGGGGCGGCUCUUCAACGUCAGUGGCGAGCGGGUGCAGCGUACGUUUACUUCGCUCCGCGAGAUCUUCCGCCGGGAGCUGAACCACGAAAAGAUGCUGGGCACUACGCGUUUCAAGUCCAAGUGGGAAUACUACGAUGCCAUGGCCUUCCUCAAGGAGGUCAUUCGGGAGCGCAAAUCCCGCGAGCGCAUCAAACACGGUUCUUUGGAUCACGCACCAUUGACCACAGGCAACAACAACAACAGCAUCCACAACAACAGCAUCAACAGCACCAACAACAACAACAACAACAACAACAACAACAACAACAACAGCGUAAGCCGCAAUAGCAGCAACAACAACAGCAACGGUGCGGUCCUUGACGAAUAUCAAUACUUUGCUCCCAGCGACCCCAACAACCCGAACAAUCAGCCGCAGCCCGACCUAAAGAGUAGUCUGGCAGUGACUACUACCAGUCUAGGUCUCAAACUUAGUCAGUUGCCAGCUGCCCUGCAGCAGCAGGCCCAGCACCUCCAAGCCCUACAGUUGCAACCGGACGUGACACUGACCUCCCUGCAGAAACAGCCUCUGGCCACUUCCACUUCCAUUAUCACACCCGUGCCCUUAGCACAAACCUCGCCCGCCCAGGUGUUGUCCAGCUCGCGCUCCUGCAGCUCUUCGCCUUCCAUCUACAUAAAGGACGAGCCGUGUUCUCCGUUAGGGGGUUGCCCGGAAGAAAGGAUGACUGGAAAUGGUUUAGAGGCGACGCGGAAGAAGCUGGCCACGAUUCGUCCGCAGACCAAACAGCAACUUAAAGCGCGUCUGCAGCUGCCCACGCCCAAAAACUCAUCCGCGUACGCUACGUCACCGCCACAUUUGAUCAUUAAUGCCAACAACGAGCUUAUUGACACCGACGCCGGGGACCUGGAGGAGGACCUGGACGACUUCGACGAGGACGACGACGUGACCGGACACUGCUCACCAAUCGUCGGUCAGUCGGACAUGAUGGGUGCCGACGGCAGACUCUCGGUCGGAAGCAUUUAUAUCGGAGAUGAUGGUGACUGUGGAAGAGGUCUGGGUAGAGCACACACUCAAGCGCGACACGUGCCUACCUCCAGAGAGCUGCUCUACAUGAAAUUCGGUGAAUUUCUUGCCGCCAGAUUGAACACUUUGCAUGAGACUGUAGCUAAUGAGCUGAUGAACAAGAUGCUGCUGCUAAUCGCAGAAAAGUGAGGAAAGCGGGAAUCGAUGUCAGCUCCAAAAUUAUGGGAUUCGGAGUGGCGUAGCUAAUGAAGGAAAUAUUGGCAACCGCAUAUUCACUUUGCAUAUUGACACGUCUCCUGGUCAGCAUGAGUAAUUUAUUAUUUUGCAGGCCAAGUCUCAGGGCGCCAGAAGGGAAGCCCAGGCAGAGGAUGCUGGAAGCCUUGCAUGCCAACGGCCAGUGGGACACAUUACCACAUCAUUACGAGACCGCGGGGAACAACUUGACCUCCAAAAGGGCCAAAAGCUGCAGUUCCGGCUCCGAUUACCAAGGCGACGACAUCCCAUUAAGUUGCACGAAUGAAGUCUGUACUAUGUGCCAUAUAAGCAACUCUAAAGCGUAUAAUAGUCUAUUAUUAAAAUCAAUGGAGUAGUCCUUAAAUCAAAACAGUUCACAAAAUGUGACAAAUAAAAUUACACAA